Messenger RNA from Erythranthe guttata (spotted monkey flower), 3698 nucleotides. RefSeq names its product peroxisome 1 (gene PEX1). The record is from RefSeq and is a predicted model, not a curated record. Gene Ontology annotation, cellular component: peroxisomal membrane; cytosol; peroxisome. Gene Ontology annotation, molecular function: ATP binding; ATP hydrolysis activity. Lineage: Eukaryota; Viridiplantae; Streptophyta; Magnoliopsida; Lamiales; Phrymaceae. Gene Ontology annotation, biological process: protein import into peroxisome matrix.
UCGCAGAGAACUGGAGACUGAGUAACAGCAGGUAAUUUCAUCCCUCAUAUAUAUAAAUUUUCCCCAACAAUUGCGAAAAAACAGCAGAAUUGAAGUUAUUCAGCUAUGGAGUUUGAGGUGAAACUGGUAGGGGGAAUUGAAAGCUGCUUUAUCUCUCUUCCUCUUCCACUCAUCCAAACCCUACAGUCCGGUUACCUCCCUCCAAUUCUCGCAGUCGAGCUCCGCUCCGGUGGAAGCCUCUGGCACGUGGCUUGGUGCGGCUCCGCCUCUUCCUCCCCUUCUUCAAUUGAGAUUGCUCGUCAGUAUGCGGAUUGCAUUGGAUUGAGUGACCGGACUGCAGUUAGUGUUCGUGUAGUUAGUCAUUUACCCAAGGCUACGCUGGUGACAAUCGAGCCGCUUACGGAGGAUGAUUGGGAGAUCUUGGAGCUUAAUUCCGAGCUCGCCGAAAGUUCUAUUCUGAAGCAGGUUGGAAUUGUUCAUGAAGGGAUGAGAUUUCCAUUGUGGUUGCACCGACAAACAGUUGUCAUGUUUCUUGUCAUGUCAACCUUUCCCCAGAAACCAGUAGUCCAACUUGUGCCUGGAACUGAAGUUGCAGUAGCUCCAAAGAGACGUAAAAAUCCAUCCACACAGUCUUCAGAGGAGGGUGGUUUAAGUGCGAAAGCACAAUUGCGUCUCCAAGAUUCAGACAGUAGAUUCAUUUAUAAAUGUGAGGAGAAUGGUGUUGAAAUGGACGUGGUGUUCACUUCUGGUGUUUUCAUCCAUCCAGAAACAGCUAAAAAAUAUUCAUUCGCUCCUCUUCAGUUUGUAGUGAUAUGUCCGCAAAAACUUUCAAAAGAUGGGAAGAAAAAGUUGCAUUCGAAAAGUGUUUCAAAGGAAAAGGAAGCCAACAAUGGUAAUCCUAUCGAUAAGCGGGAUGACCAUGAAGUCGUCGUUCGUGUAUUGUUAUCCGAAUCAGUGGCUAAAGGACACGUAAUGCUAUCUCAGUCUCUUCGCCUCUAUUUGGGAGCAGGAAUACACUCUUGGGUAUAUGUGAAAAGGUACAACAUUAACGCGAAGAAAGAUAUACCUCUAGUUUCUGUUUCACCUUUCCAUUUCAAGAUGUUUCAAAACGACGAAAUUAUUGAGAAUAGCAGUCUAGACGUUGUAAGUAACCAUGAGAACCACAAAAGAAAAGACGCGAUCAAAAGAAUCAGCUCAAAUGCAGAAAUGGGUAUUAGUGAUUGGUCUAUGCAUGAAAAGAUUAUUGCGGCUCUUUCUUGUGGCUCUCCCCUUGAUGAUGCUGAAGAAACAACUACUGCAAUUGGAGAAGCACAUAGGAAGGUUGGCUAUAGAAGUGGUUUAUCAUCUCUUUUGCGUGCAUGGUGUCUGGCUCAGCUUCGUACACUUGUUUCAAAUUCAGUAGAGGAUGUAAGUUCUUUGGUUAUAGGAUGCAAAACAUUACUACAUGUAAAAAUAAAAAAUCACAAACUUUUGAGACACGGCAAGAUACAAACAUCUAGAAGCAAAAACAGAAACCAAGCUGAAGAACCAUCAGUUGAUGCCCUUUAUAUUUUGUCACUUGCUGAGGAAUCUCUACAUGAUGGCAUUCAUGCGUAUGAACUUGCAUUUGACAAAAGCAGUUCGGAUAACUAUAGUUCCAGAAGUUUAGACACGUUGCUUGGAAAGCUGCAAGUGGGUGAUAUUUUAUUCUCUCCUGCAGCCCAUGAGAGACGAGCUGAUAACUUCCUUAGUGCAGCAAUUUCUUCAUUGGAUUGGAUGGGUGCAGCUCCAUUUGAUGUAAAUUACAGGUUGAUAGCGUUAUUAUCUCCUACUUCUGGAAUGUUGUUCAGUAGCUAUAAUCUUCCAUUGCCUGGGCAUAUCCUGAUCUACGGACCUCCAGGUUCUGGAAAAACAUUAUUGGCGAAAGUCUCUGCCAAAUCUGUUGAAGAACGUAAAGAUAUUUUGGCACACGUAAUUUUUGUUUCUUGUUCUAAACUCACUUUGGAGAAGCCUCCAACGAUCCGUCAAGUGCUUUCCAACUACAUCUCUGAAGCUUUAAAUCAUGCACCCUCGGUCAUUGUCUUGGAUGAUCUUGAUAGCCUCAUCACACCUUCAUCAGAUCUAGAGGGAUCUCAACCUUCAUCAUCUUCUGCAGCACUCAUCGAGUUUCUUGCUGAUAUAUUAGAUGAAUAUGAGGAAAAGCAAAGGAGCAUGUGUGGAAUUGGACCCAUAGCAUUCAUUGCUACUGUGCAAUCCCUUACUAAUUCUCCACAGAGCUUGAGCUCUUCCGGAAGAUUCGACUUUCAUGUCAAUCUGCCUGUACCUGCUGCUGCUGAACGUGCUGCCAUAUUGAAACACGAGAUGCAGAAGCGAUCCUUGCAAUGCUCUGAGGAUCUGUUGUUAGAGAUAGCAUCCAAAUGUGAUGGAUAUGAUGCUUAUGAUCUGGAAAUACUGGUCGAUAGGUCUGUGCAUGCUGCCGUUGGUCGCACAUUGUCUUCCGAUUUGGGCAAUGGAGAAAAUGAGAAACCUACUUUGCUCAGAGAUGACUUUAUGCAAGCAAUGCAAGAUUUCCUUCCAGUGGCCAUGCGUGACAUCACUAAACCAGCUACUGACGGUGGUAGUUCUGGCUGGGAUGAUGUUGGAGGUCUCAAUGACAUUCGAAAUGCUAUAAAAGAGAUGAUUGAGCUACCCUCGAGAUUUCCUAACGUCUUUGCACAAGCUCCACUGAGAAUGCGGUCCAAUGUUCUCUUAUAUGGUCCCCCGGGUUGUGGAAAAACGCAUAUUGUUGGUGCUGUUGUUGCAGCCUGCUCACUGCGGUUCAUCUCUGUUAAAGGGCCUGAGUUGCUUAAUAAAUAUAUUGGUGCUUCUGAACAAGCUGUUCGGGAUAUCUUCUCUAAAGCAGCUGCAGCAGCUCCAUGCCUUCUCUUUUUUGAUGAAUUUGAUUCUAUCGCUCCAAAGAGAGGACACGAUAAUACUGGAGUUACUGAUAGAGUCGUCAAUCAAUUUCUGACAGAAUUAGAUGGAGUUGAAGUCUUGACCGGUGUAUUUGUUUUUGCUGCUACUAGUCGGCCGGAUUUGCUUGAUGCUGCCCUUCUACGGCCUGGUAGGCUGGAUCGACUUUUAUUUUGCGAUUUCCCAUCUCAGCAGGAGAGGCUGGACAUUCUGAAGGUCCUUUCGAGAAAGUUACCGAUGGCUAGUGAUGUUGAUUUGGAACGCGUAUCACAUAUGACUGAAGAGUUUAGUGGAGCAGACCUUCAAGCUCUUCUUUCCGACGCACAACUCGAAGCUGUCCACGAACUUUUGGACAGCAAAAACGGCGGCAGCACAAACGGGGAGAUGCCUGUCAUAACCAGUGCUGUUUUGAAAUCCAUUGCAUCCAAAGCUAGACCAUCAGUUUCUGAAGCUGAGAAGCGAAAGUUAUAUGAUAUUUACGGCCAGUUUCUCGAUUCAAAACGGUCCACUGCUGCUCAGUCGAGAGAUGCAAAAGGCAAAAGGGCAACUCUAGCUUAGUUUAAUCUGAAACGCAGUGGAGGUAGUAGUUUCGGGCAAUUCAGUGGCGUUGAGUCACUUCUUUUCUUCAUGUGUUGUAUUAGAUUAAUUUUAAACUUAAUAUUAAAUAAAAUAAAAUAAAAUUUUAUAUCCUUUGCUGGCUAAAAGUCUUGUCAAAAGUUGUAUUACGAUUAUUUUUCUUAUAAUAAACAACUUUCACUUAUUUGUUU